This is a messenger RNA of Acaulospora colombiana, 510 nucleotides long. The record is from the annotation of a GenBank genome assembly. Lineage: Eukaryota; Fungi; Glomeromycota; Glomeromycetes; Diversisporales; Acaulosporaceae.
AUGUGGAAAAUAUCCGUUCCAAUUAACGAUAUCGCGGGUUUAAAAAGAGUUCUGGCUGAGAUAGAUGACUAUACGGAAAUGGAAGUUGGACAAGGAAUAGUCCCGACAUUUGGAGAUGAUCUUGGUAAUGAGAAUAAUGUUCAAGUUUUAAUGGGGAAGUCUGCAACUACGGACAUGGAAAAAAUGAUGAAAAAAAUAGUAGAAAUGGCGUUAACAAAGAAUAAAGCUCAAGUUCAAGAACAGUUUGAUGGAAUCGAAAAUAAGAUCCAAGAUUUGACCAAUUUAGUUGAAAGUAAAUCAUUUGAUAGGAAGGUGGAUAAAGAACUUUGGGCUAUUGAAAUAGAUGACGAGCUUUGGGUAAAACAUCCUUAUAAAAAUAACAAUGAUAAAUCGAAAGAGAGAGAGAAAAGAGUUGAUAUUGGAUGUGCCGUAACCAACAUUAGUGGUGCUGGAUUUUUAACCGUAGUUUUCCUUAAUGAUAGAAAUGAACAAAACAUUUAUUUUUUGUAA